AUGGCCCGAUAUUUCGGUCACCUGGAGGGCGAUAUAGUUUACAUAUCAUCUAGGAAAUACAGAAUCUUUCAAAAAGGUGUUUUUUCUCCCCGGUGUCAGCGAAAUUCUGGAUACUAUGAGGAUGAGAAUAAUAUGGAACUUCAUAUCAGUGUGGAGGAUGAUUCGGGAUUGAAAGAAUUUCAAACUGUUAAAACUAAAAAAGACGCGACUUUAGGCUCGAGUUUAGAGAAUGCUUUAGGAGGUUUAGUGUGUUAUGAUAUUAUAGGUCCUGAUUUACAGUGUAACUGGAAUACUCUAGCUGUUCAAUUAAAGGGUAAACAAUUAUCAUUAAAAAGAGUUCCGUACGACGAUUCACGUCGCGAUUCUAUAUACGGUACAGUCUCAAAUAACCAGUACCCUUAUACCCUAGAAUCUAGUUUCCAUUACGGUUACCCGAUUACCCAGUAUCCUACUAAUAUACCCGUCGAGAACUCAGAGAUUUCAUCUCCACAACCAAAUUUUAGUUCAUAUGGUCCAGGGAGUAUUUGUGUUCGUAGUAAUUCUCCGAAACCUUCUUCCUCAACGAAUUCGUUAACGGAACGUAAGGAAAUAGAUACCGGGUCGUGCAGUAGCCUGACGCAAGCCAAACUUUACGGUGCGGGAAAUAUUAGUGAUAGUACGCAUCCAGUUUUAAAACACAGCCAAAGUAUCGACGAUACAAAUUUUAAAAGUUUGUCGACAGAGAAAAACUUCGAGAAAGACAUUAUUAAAGAUUUGGAUUGUAACGCAUUGAAGAAAUGUAAUUCUAUGUCGGAUAUUCAAUACGAUCCGGAACCGUUAAAGAAAUUUGAUUCCGUUACGUCUAUGGACACAUCUGAAGAAGUUGGUGUGAAUUACGGCUGUGGUUCUGUUCAUUGUAACGCAGAAAAAUGUACACAUAAUUUAAUUUGGGAGAACGGUCGUAUGACAUUUUCUAACCAGUUUGAUCCGAACGCAAGUAUCGAAUCUUCAAUGGACACUGCGAAUUCGUUAGAAAUUUGUACGUUCAACAGUCCUGAAGACGAUUAUAUUCCACAUAGUUUCGUAUUAUCUAGGCGUACAUCCAGUGAACUAAGUUCCCCACUCUCCCCUAUAAACAGUCCACCAAAAGGCAUGGACCUCCCUACAAGUGCUAGUAUUGCCGCGGCGGCUUCAGCUGCCCCAAAACCACCACCACCCUGUGAACAGUCAUUACUACGAACUGCAUUACGACGAAGUUUCGAGAAAAAAGCAUCGGAAACGGGCGAAUUACCGAACCCUAAACCUUGUAAGAAAGCUCAACCGCAGCAGAACGAGAUGUAUUUAUCGUCCGUUCAGUCGGACAGUGACUAUACCGACUCCGACACGCCCGUAACCAGCCUCGAGGAGGAACUCUCUAAACGUCCUGCUCAGUGUCGACUUCCAGUCUCCGUAGACGGAUACAUCGCAAUGGGCACACAAGGUGCUACGUCUAACGACUAUAUACAGAUGGGCGGUAACGGAAGCGGAUCUGAAAAUCGACCGACAACUUUACCAAUAGACAGUACCUAUAUGAAUAUGGCCGGAGGUUCGCCCAAUCUUGCCCGGCGUCCAUUACCGCCUCGGCCCCGGGAAACUAAAUCCUAUCCCCUAGUGCACAGCCACAGUGUGGGAGACACAAUGGUACUGACCCCUGACAACGAGUAUUGUUACAUAAGUGACGAGGACCAGACGACGCAAUCCAAAACCCUGCCACAAACUCUCCCGCCUAAAAAACGUGUGACGUCACAGCCUGUACCAAUUCAGCGCAGCCAAUCAUCGUCUGCCAUUCCAGAUCUCAGCAAUGUACCUGGAUGGUGUGCUAGUAUUUCGGAGGGAAAUGUUUCGUCGACAAUGAAUAAAUAUAAAAAUGAAGACGGUAAUUUUAUGGUAUGGAGAAUGAAAGACAAUACUUUCGUCAUUACUGUCAGUCAUCUGAGUGAUCUCCGACAUUACGCCAUUCAUUGUCGAAAUAUUAACGGACAAAUACAAUAUUAUAUUUUCCCUGGGGGAUAUAUGACCCCCUCCAUCUUAGACCUUCUUCAUCAUUAUAUGAGGGAAGGUCUGAAAGGGCCCGACCCUCAAACGGACCCAAGUCGCGGUAAAAAAUGGCAGAAGUUUUCGCACGUAAAGUUAAAACAUCCGAUGAAAUCAAGAAGUAGUGCGAGGAAAAGCAGUAUUCCUGAGAAAUAGUGCCUCUGUGUGUUCGAGUUCGGGUGUUUAAUUGUGUUCUGCGGUCGAGUUCGGGUGUUUAAACUGUUAUCUUGUCUGUUGUUUGUGUUCAUUGUUAAACAAGUGUAUUAUGUAAUAUUGUUGUUUUAGUUUGUUUAAAGGUAAAUUUUGAUUGAAAUUUCUUCAGUUAAAUACAGGUUUGUAUCAUAGAAAUAAAAUAAACUUAUCCAGACUUCAGAAACAUCAUGGCGUCGCUAAAAAAUACACUUAAUCCAAAUUUCACGUUUCUCAGUUUCAUUUUUAUAGUCAAAAUUAUCAAAGUUUUCACAAUUAAAACACAAC
Molecule: messenger RNA, 2529 nt
Organism: Lottia gigantea (owl limpet)
Lineage: Eukaryota; Metazoa; Mollusca; Gastropoda; Lottiidae
Exons: 6
Coding region: 1-2208 (735 amino acids)
Source: RefSeq, a predicted model, not a curated record